UUGCCUCCUCACCGUGACAGUGUAGAAAAGUUUCAGAUAAGGAGUUCAGAUCAGAGUUUAUUCAUUAUUAACUGUGUAGAGUUUCAGAGUUCAGAUCUCAGUGUGCAGUGUAACAGAGCGGAUCUUUAGUUCUGGGUUUGAAUAUUAUCAUUAAUAAUGAGUGUUAAUUUCAGUCAGUGUAAUUCAGUGUUAAUCACUGGAGGGAACAGAGGACUGGGACUCCAAAUCAUCAAACAUCUAGUGAGCAUCACUGACAGACCCAAAAAAAUCAUCUCAACCGCCCGAAACCCUGCAGCAGCUCAGGAGCUGCAGAAACUCGCUCAGUCUCAUUCUGAGGUUUAUAUUUUACCUUUAGACGUCGUUAACGAGGCGAGUAUCGAAGCUGCUGUAAAGGAAGUGGCGUCCAUCGUGGGUCCGGCGGGGCUGACCUGUCUGAUCAACAACGCAGGAAUGGCCAUUCAUGAUGACAUAAACACUAUGACGCGUGACAACAUGCUAACCACGUUCCAGUGUAACGCGGCCGCUCCGCUCUUCAUCACUAAGGCGUUCUUGCCGCUGUUGCGAGCGGCUGCAGCAUCAGUCGGUGGUGGCAGCAAGAUGGGGGUGCACCGAUCCGCCGUCAUCAACAUGUCCUCCACCCUCGGCUCCAUCCAGGAGAACAGCGGUGGAGGAGAGUUUGCCCAGUUUAGAGUCUGCUCAUACCGAGUGUCCAAGACGGCCCUGAACUCUGGGACGAGGUGUUUAGCGAUCGAGCUGCAGUCGGACGGGAUCCUGUGUGUGGCCGUUCAUCCCGGCUGGGUGAGCACCGAUAUGGGAGGAGAGCAGGCACACUUGAGUCCGGAGGAGAGCAUCUCGUCCCUGCUGGCUGUCAUCUCCAAAAUGAGUGAGAAGGAUCACGGGGAAUUUUUGGAUUAUAAAGGGGAUCGGGUCGCCUGGUGAAUUUUAAGGACAGUGGGUGGAUGAAGGAAUCGGCCACACAGGUUAUGAUUAUUCAGUUAUCCUGGAAAUAAUUCAAAAUAUCUGUGUGUUGGGUUUAAUAGCUUAGAUAGUCUAAUCAUUGUUUACCUUCGGGAUCAAUAAAGUAUAUAUAUAUCUAUCUAUCUAAAAUCAUUUAUGCAUGUUAAUUAUUACGCCGUGAUACUUUUGCUUUUAAUACCACUAAAGAAAAGCAAGAUUUGGCACAGAAGCCGUAUCGUUGUUUACAGUGUGUGACGAGGUUUACUCAGCAAAUUAAUCUCCAGCAGCACCAGCGCAUUCACACAGCAGAAAAGACUUAUUACUGUUUACAGUGUGGAAAUAGUUUUACAUUUUAAGUACAUUCAAAAGACAACUGCAGCAAGGAGCAGCCAUUAACUCAUGAUGUGGACGUGCUACGAGAACUUUGAUUUGUUUUUAAACUAUAAUCCCCCCUCCAUGGAACUGUUAAUCUCUGCCUGUUCCAAGAUCAACAUUCUGACUGAAUAAACCAGAGACGUGGAAACAGGAAUGAAGUAACUGGAGACGAUCUUCAGAUGGAAAGAUGUGUCUCUCUAAACAAAGAUCAGAAUCGUCCUGACUGGAAUCUCCUCUGAGAAAGAAAGAAAAAGUAGAAGAAGAAUGUUAUUAAAUGUAAUAUUAUUAGUGCUGGUUAUUUUAAUGGUUUAUAUGUACCAAAUGAGAAAAUUCCCCAGUUAUUAUUUUUCAAAUCUGAUCAUCUUUCUGUAAACUGUCUUAUUAUUUUAUUCUGUAACAAUAAAAAAACUGUUUAUGUGUUCGUGUAACAGAAAUAAAAGCAGCAGCGUUUUAAUAAAGAUAUGAAAUAAGAA
Trichomycterus rosablanca is the source of this 1805-nucleotide messenger RNA. Its product is annotated as C-signal-like. The transcript is spliced from 6 exons. Gene Ontology annotation, molecular function: oxidoreductase activity. Lineage: Eukaryota; Metazoa; Chordata; Actinopteri; Siluriformes; Trichomycteridae. Gene Ontology annotation, cellular component: cytoplasm. Bases 157 to 939 code for a protein of 260 amino acids. The record is from RefSeq and is a predicted model, not a curated record.